Molecule: messenger RNA, 369 nt
Organism: Gordionus sp. m RMFG-2023
Lineage: Eukaryota; Metazoa; Nematomorpha; Gordioida; Chordodea; Parachordodidae
Exons: 1
Coding region: 1-369 (122 amino acids)
Source: RefSeq, a predicted model, not a curated record
AUGGAAAAGAAGCUGUAUUAUGCGUUUGUUGAUUUGGAGAAAGCAUUUGACAGGGUGCCGCGCGAGGUUACUAGAUGGGUCGUGAUAAAAUCAGGUGUAGAGGAAUGGUUGGUUAUCGCAGUGAUGGCAAUGUAUGUGGGGGCACAAACACCAGUACGGACGUAUUAUGGUGAUAGUGAAAGCUUUGAGGUGAAGGUAGGACUUCAUCAAGGAUCUUUGCUGAGUCCAUUAUUAUUUAUAUUAGUAAUGGAUGUGGUGGCUAAAGAAAUGCGUGAAGGACUUCCCUGGGAGCUAUUAUAUGCAGAUGACCUUGUAUUAAUGGCAAACAGUGAGGAAGAAUUGAAAGUUAAAAAAGUAAAUGGAAGAUGA